CUUUACAAUAUUUUUUUUUUUGGUUGCAAUAAAAAAACACUAGUUAAGCAAGAGGUUCUACUAGGGUUUUAGGCAUUGCACUUCCAACCGUGAACCGUCUCUCUUCUUCCCUCAUUUUCGAUUUUCUCUAGAAAUUCAACACAAAAUGACUUUCUGGGGGGCUGAAGUAAAACCAGGCAAACCCUUAACUUUUAAUGCUGAAGAUUUGGAUGGAAAGCUGGUUUUAACUCAGGCCACGUUGGGAAUUGGUUCAUCAACGAAGAAGAGCAUCCUUCAGGUCAAUGUAGGAGAUAAGAGUCCAGUCUUUCUCUGCACUUUGUUACCUGACAAGAUAGAAUCUUGUUCGUUGACUCUUGAAUUUGACGAGGAGGAUGAUGUGAAAUUUUCUGUCAUUGGGCCAACUAGUAUUCACUUGUCUGGCUUUGUUCAGAGCAAUCUUGAAAAUGAAUAUGAUUCUGAUUCAUAUGGGGAAGAUAUUGCUGAGUCUGAUUCAGAGAGCAGUGACUAUGAUUCUGAAGAUGUUUCAGAGGAUGAAUUUCUUGAUGGCGAUGAUGAUACCAUGUUCCCACCUUCGCCUGUACGAAAAAGUGGAGUUGUUAUCGAGGAGAUAGUGGAUGAGGAAAAGACUGCAACUGAAAAUGGUGGAACCAAAAAAGGAAAAAAGAAGAAGCAGUUGGCUGAUACUGACAAUGACAAAAAAGCUGAACAACAAAUUGUACUCAAGGAAAAUAAUGGUGCCUCAGUUUUAGAGAGUGAAGAUGAAGAUGGCUUUCCAGUUUCUUCAUCACGCAAAAGUGAAAAUUUAGAAGCUAACACAACCACCAAAGUUGUGGAAGAGAAGAAAAAGAAUAAGAAGGAUGAAGCAAAAGAUAAUGUUGAAUCUGAAAAAAAUUUAAAAAGGAAGGUUGAUGCCAUCAAAUCUGGUCAAGAACAAAAAAGCGAUGCUAUUGAAAAUGGAGAGGCAUCUGAGAACAUGAAAAAAAAACAGAAGAAGAAAAAGAAAGGAAAGACAGAGAAGAGUGAAGAGGUUUCAAAAAUAGAGCAAGAUGCAAAUGCAGAACCUAAGCAGAUAAGCAAAACUGAUAAAGUAGUCAAGCAAUCUAAGGAGAAGCCUGCCAGAGUUAAAACCUUUCCUAAUGGACUGGUCAUAGAAGAUGUAGCAAUGGGAAAACCUGAUGGUAAAAGAGCUUCUCGUGGUAGCAAGGUUAGUGUUUACUAUAUUGGGAAGUUGCAGAAGAAUGGCAAACGCUUUGACUCUAACACUAGCGGAAAACCCUUCAAAUUUCGUCUAGGUAUUGGUCAAGUUAUCAAGGGUUGGGAUGUUGGUGUUGAAGGCAUGCGUGUUGGUGACAAAAGAAGGCUUACAAUUCCACCUUCAAUGGGUUAUGGUGCCUCUGGUGCUCCUCCUCAGAUUCCCCCCAAUGCAUGGCUAGUCUUUGAUGUUGAAUUGGUUGAUGUCGCUUGAUAAUCUUGCUUUCAAUGGAAUUUCCAUUUCUGUAGACAUUUCGAUAAAUCUCAAUUUUGGCGAAAGCAAGCAGUAUGAGCAUGGACAAGCAAAUUUUGUUCCUUUUACCUUAUAGUGAAUUUUGUGAGAGUAAAGUGUAAAGUUUUGCUGAACGAUACUGUUUUACAUUAUUACAAGGCCUAAUGAUAUUUGAUUGAAUAAUAUUGCACAAUUUAGCUUUGUCUACUCUGCAUAAUUUUGAUUCA
Chenopodium quinoa (quinoa) is the source of this 1710-nucleotide messenger RNA. RefSeq names its product peptidyl-prolyl cis-trans isomerase FKBP53-like. The transcript has 10 exons. Bases 146 to 1465 code for a protein of 439 amino acids. The record is from RefSeq and is a predicted model, not a curated record. NCBI's taxonomy places the organism in Eukaryota, Viridiplantae, Streptophyta, Magnoliopsida, Caryophyllales, Amaranthaceae. Gene Ontology annotation, molecular function: peptidyl-prolyl cis-trans isomerase activity.